AAAGAUUAGUACACGGUGCCUAGUAGCGUCUUCUCUUCUGCGUACGCCGCAUGCGCAGUCACCGCAAGCAACUGGUGCAGGUGGGUCUGCGGUCGGGAAAAAAGAAACUCCUUACAGCAACAGUGCGGCUACUAGUCCAUGCAAGUGAUCGCUUUCAACCUCUCGUUGGAUUGCUGACUUCGGCCACAGAUACAACAAGAUGUAUAUGUUCACCUGCGCUGUAUUUGCGAGCAGCAACUUAUUUCGUAGCACACGCGACCAUCGUUUUAGAAACGCAAAUUGUUCCACAAAGACUAGUAGUACGCAGAAUAUUCCACUUCAGAUUAGUGUCGAUCUAGUGCAGUCCAGCCAGUCUCGCAACAAUGGUUGACGAACCUUCAGCCAGUAACUCAUCUUCGCCCGUCAUGGUGGCCGCGCAGCACCGUCUAAGCAGCAGAGCUGUCCGCGGUUCGUUAAGCGGCAUCCGCCUCGAGCCGCUGAAGACGAACUGUCUCGACGACGACGUCAGCAGGAACCGCAUCGUGUACCUGGGAGACCACCUCGCAAGGUUUCCGUGUUAUGUGAAUGUGACUAAAGAGGGAGAAACGUUUCCGUAUUACGUGAAUGUGACUCAAGAGGGCGCCAUCAGGAGCUUUCACUACGCCACGGAGCUGAGUCUGGAGGACAGAGACGGCGACGCGGUUGAAGAGUUAAGGCAGCAGAGAGAGGAGAUUCUCGGAUCGAGAAACGGCACCCCUCGUCCCCACGUCGACGCUACUGCUGCCGCUUCAAGCCAGGACCAAUGUAGGACGCGGUACAAGGAAGGUCAUGGCUCGAUGCCGGCACGGUUGGACUCGGAUGCGUCCUUCGUUGUCGAUGACGAAGGUUCCGCGAGUAGCUGGAUAGAGGGGCCAGCCUUCUCGUGACGGAGACGGGAAAAAUCGCCUGUGAGCUGCGAGGGGCUGGUCCUACCCUGCCGUUUCUGUAAAGGAAGAAUCACGAUUUGAAGGAUAUGUCUGAAAUCUUCAGGCUUAGAUGGGGGUUGGGAGGGGUGCAAGAGACGAGGGAAAGUUGGAUGGCUUCUUGAGCCCUCUACUGAACUGGACUUCGCUUCGACAAGUCUUUACUAACAUGUUUGAAAUGAAAGACCGUGCUCUAACAUGGACUCAAUAGUAAGGUCACGAACCUCGUCCGUCGAAAUAUCGACGCAACCUACUAGUCUCUGACGAUAGGCCGUGGAUAGUAAGUUAGGACGCGUUACGGCGCUACCAGAGGGCUUUGUGAAUUUGGUCUCUU
Messenger RNA from Closterium sp. NIES-67, 1275 nucleotides. The record is from the annotation of a GenBank genome assembly. NCBI's taxonomy places the organism in Eukaryota, Viridiplantae, Streptophyta, Zygnematophyceae, Desmidiales, Closteriaceae.